AUGGGAGAUACCCUAAAGUUCCAGUGCCCUUCUUCAACGGAAGAACUUACUUUGAUACAUCGGGUUAAUGCAACUGGAGCUAAGAGGUGCACCGUUUUCGAUCCAAAAGAGUCGUUAGUUGGAACAUGUCUGAAGCCACAUGAUUCAGUCAUAGAACGCCUUCGAAGCAGCAAAAUUUUGCCGAAUAAGCACACGUAUAAAGCUGAAAGAACUUACUACUUUAUAACAACGUCUACUGGGCACCAGGAUGGAAUUAACAACACAUUUGGUGGGCUAUGUCGUCAAAAUGGAAUGAUAUUAGAAGUCUAUAUCAAAUCAAGAAAUGUACCAGGUCAAGCUUACAAUUGUUUUGCCUCUAAACCAGCAGCAAAUGCUGACAAUUUUUUCUAA
Enterobius vermicularis (human pinworm) is the source of this 390-nucleotide messenger RNA. The record is from the annotation of a GenBank genome assembly. Lineage: Eukaryota; Metazoa; Nematoda; Chromadorea; Rhabditida; Oxyuridae.